AUAAUCAUAAUUUACGCUCCACAUACAAAUUCCAGAUAUCCGAUAUAUAUAUCAAAUCUUCCCCACCAUCACUUCGAGCAACAUGGGUAGUGUUAGCAAUGGCGAUAACUACGUUCUCGGCAGGAGCGUUAUGGAGAGCGUGAGACUAGAUGGUCAACACUUCAUAUUCAAACUCCAAAACGGCUACACCAUUCAUCCCCAAAUCCCCAUUACCCCGGACACUAAGAUUGCAGAGAUAGGCACGGGAACUGGCAUAUGGCUUCUGGAUGUGUCCUCUCAAGUUCCUCCAACCGUUCAGCUUAACGGUUUUGACAUCUCAGAGGAACAAUUUCCGGCCCAGUCGACCCUGCCAAGUAACAUGACUCUGCAAGUCAUGGAUGCCUUUGCUGAAGUACCUGCAGAGCAUUUUGAGAAAUACGAUGUAGUACACAUGCGACUCUGGUGCGCUAUCAUUAGGGGAUGUGAUACAUUUCCUCUUAUUAGACAUGCAACGCAAUUGCUAAAACCGGGCGGCUACCUACAGUGGGAAGAAUACAAUCCCAGCAGAAGCGGAACGUACAUCAACGGGGCUGAAGCUGAGGCAUUGUAUUCUUUCGCUUCCAUGCUUCGGAAAGAAUUGGAUAUUGACCCCUCCUGGCUUGUGGAUAUCCCAAAUCGUGUAAAGAAGGCCGGGUUAAAUGUUUUGGAGUUCCGUACGGACCCAUUUUCAAAAGCCUGCGUUCCGAUCGUGACUAAGUCGUUAUUAAUGUUCCAUAUGAGUCUCAUUGAUGGAGCAUACAAAGCUGGCGUUUCGGGUCUGCCACCUCGUCACGAGGCUGAUGCUGUGCUAACAGCGGCGCUGCAUGCCGCCAAGAAUGGGGUAGCACAAUAUUCCAAUCCAUUGGCAUUGCUGGCGCAAAAGCCAUUGGCCUAA
Trichoderma virens Gv29-8 is the source of this 913-nucleotide messenger RNA. RefSeq lists its product as uncharacterized. The record is from RefSeq and is a predicted model, not a curated record. NCBI's taxonomy places the organism in Eukaryota, Fungi, Ascomycota, Sordariomycetes, Hypocreales, Hypocreaceae. The transcript is spliced from 5 exons. Bases 83 to 913 code for a protein of 276 amino acids.